UUGUUUUAUAGACCAAAAAUAAGUCCUGAAAACCAAAAAUUACCCAAAAUAUUCGCCAUACCUAAACUACACAAAAAUCCCAUCAAAUUCAGGUACAUUGCCGGAGCCAAUACUUCAUCCAUAAAACCUCUACAAAUCUUACUCCACAAAAUUCUAUGUUUCAUAAAAAUACAUUUUCAAAAUUACUGCAGAAUUUCACAAACUAACCUUAAUAAGAAAUGUUACUACAGCGUUGACAACACUUACUCCGCAAUUAACAUUAUUCGCAGUCCGCACAUUAAAAUACACACUGUUGCUACUGCGGACUUUACCACCUUGUUCACCCGUCUUCCGCACGACCUUAUUUUUAAAUCCCUUUCACACAUUAUACACAUCUGUUACAACAAUUCUAAAAAAACUUAUAUUAGAAUACAUAACAAUUAUAUUAACUAUACCGAUCAAUUACACUACAACAAACACAACAUUUCCUUCGAUAGUACGGAAUUAUACUCAAUAAUUAAAACCGUACUUAACGAGAGCUACGUAAUUUUCGCAGGACACAUCUUCAAACAAAUACAAGGUGUUCCCAUGGGAGGUAACGCCAGUUCCGAUAUUGCAGACCUUACUCUUUCAGCAAUGGAACACAUUUAUAGCAAAAUACCUCGCAACACCAUUAACAUUAUACGAUACGUAGACGAUAUUUUAAUUUUCAACGAAAACAACUUCGUUAAUAAAGCUAAAAGCAUAUACGGCAACGAGUUAGAACUGGACAUUACACCUAACAGUGAUAACGUCAAUUUUUUAGAUAUUAAUAUUACCAUAAGAAAUGGUAUUAUUCAAACCAACGUUUACGAUAAAACAACCUUCUUUAACUUUAAAGUGAACAAAUUCGCUAGCUUAGACAGUAAUAUCAGUGAUUCCAUACAUAAAAACAUCAUUUCAUCGCAAAUUGCAAGAUAUGCUUACAUAUGCAGCAAUCUGCAACACUUCAUUCACAAUUGCAUUACAUUAUCCACCAUCUAUUAUAAAAAAGGUAUUUCUAAUAACACAUUACAUAGAAUCGUGAAAAAUACCCUUAUAAAAAAUAAACAUUUACUUAUUAAAUAUAUAUACCCCAAUGCAGGUAAUAUUAAAAAACUUGCAUUACAGAUCAUUGAUCAUAUAACAUAG
Molecule: messenger RNA, 1149 nt
Organism: Anisakis simplex (herring worm)
Lineage: Eukaryota; Metazoa; Nematoda; Chromadorea; Rhabditida; Anisakidae
Source: the annotation of a GenBank genome assembly